Molecule: messenger RNA, 1165 nt
Organism: Tarenaya hassleriana
Lineage: Eukaryota; Viridiplantae; Streptophyta; Magnoliopsida; Brassicales; Cleomaceae
Product: 60S ribosomal protein L5-2
Exons: 9
Coding region: 68-982 (304 amino acids)
Biological process (GO): translation; ribosomal large subunit assembly
Cellular component (GO): cytosolic large ribosomal subunit; ribosome
Molecular function (GO): structural constituent of ribosome; 5S rRNA binding
Source: RefSeq, a predicted model, not a curated record
GGUUUUGCUUAGUAGUCUCCCUCCCUCCUCCCACUCAUCCAUCGUCUUCAGCCGCUUAGAAUCACCAAUGGUGUUCGUUAAGGCCCAGAAGUCGAAGGCUUACUUCAAGAGGUACCAAGUGAAGUACAAGAGAAGGCGAGAUGGUAAGACUGAUUACCGGGCGAGGAUCCGUCUGAUCAACCAAGAUAAGAACAAGUACAACACUCCGAAGUAUCGGUUUGUUGUUAGAUUCACCAACAAAGACAUUGUUGCACAAAUUGUAUCUGCAACCAUAGCUGGUGAUGUUGUUCUUGCUGCUGCUUAUGCACAUGAGCUGCCUCGUUAUGGUCUCGAAGUUGGUCUUACCAAUUACGCUGCAGCUUACUGCACUGGCCUUCUCUUGGCUCGACGUGUGCUCAAGAUGUUGGAAAUGGACUCUGAGUAUGAGGGCAAUGUCGAGGCAACUGGUGAGGAUUUCUCGGUGGAACCAACCGAUACCAGGAGACCAUUCCGUGCUCUUCUUGAUGUCGGACUUAUAAGAACCACAACGGGUAACCGUGUCUUUGGAGCACUCAAGGGUGCAUUGGAUGGAGGACUUGACAUUCCACACAGUGAAAAACGAUUUGCGGGUUUCAACAAAGAAAACAAACAACUUGAUCCCGAAACCCACCGGAACUACAUCUUCGGCGGCCAUGUUGCAAACUACAUGAAGGUGUUGACGGAAGAUGAACCGGAGAAGUACCAAACUCACUUCAGCGGGUACGUGAAGAAAGGGAUCGAAGCCGAUAACUUGGAGGCGAUGUACAAAAAGGUACAUGCGGCUAUACGUGCAGACCCGACACUGAAGAAAUCUGAGAAGUCUGCUCCUACAGAACACAAGAGGUACAAUUUGAAGAAACUGACGUACGAGGAGAGGAAAGAGAGGUUGAUCGAGAGAUUGAAGGCAUUGAACUCUGGAGCUGGAGCUGGUCAUGAUGAUGAUGAUGAUGAUGAUGAUGAGUAAAUCCAUCAAUGGUCACAUCUUGAUUUCAGGUUGUAGCUUUUCGUUUCUUCGUCUGAAGAACUAAUGAGUUUUUCCAUUUCAGACAGAAAAUGACCUUUUUUUUUUGUGCUUCACAUUUUUGCGUACGAGGAUUAUAUGUUGUUCGGAUGCUCUCUCUUUUUCUUUAUUAUCUUAAUAUCAUUA